This is a messenger RNA of Paramuricea clavata, 10841 nucleotides long. NCBI's taxonomy places the organism in Eukaryota, Metazoa, Cnidaria, Anthozoa, Malacalcyonacea, Plexauridae. The record is from the annotation of a GenBank genome assembly.
AUGGAGAAUGAUCUUGCGAAUUUUCAAACCUCCUCUGCCAAUUCUAAUCUUCUCCUCAACACAGAUAAAUGUAAGACACUUCGAAUUACUAGAAAACGCAACAAAAUCGAUCAUACUUACAAGUUGCAAGAUUCCGCUCUGAAAACCACAGAUUGCGAACGUGACCUUGGCGUCUGGACCUCCACCCUCACAUGGUCGAAACAAGUCCUCCACCAGUGCGCCCAAGCCAACAAAUCCCUCGGGUAUAUUCGACGGUUCACGAUCAAAAUCAAGACCAUCUCUGUUCGUCGGACUCUAUAUCUUACCCUCGUUCGUUCCCACCUCGCAUACGCGUCCCACGUUUGGGCUCCACAAACUGUUGACCUCAUUAAGCGUACAGAACGCGUUCAACGACGUGCGUCGAAGUACUUAUUGAACCUACCGUUCUUCUGUGACAUCAACUAUAACCAUCGUCUCUCAACAUUAAAUCUACUACCUCUGUGUUACUGGCACGAGUACGGCUAGACAUAUUGUUCCUUUUCAAAUCACACCAUGACAUUAUUAACCUAAGCAGCGACAUACUACCACACCCUCAAAAUUCAAGUCAACGUACCCAAUCUACAAACCCUAACUGCCUACAAUUUCAGACUUCAGCAUGCAAAACAUCUACCUAUCAAAAAUCAUACCUAAUAAGGACUACUAGAGUCUGGAACACACUGCCAAUGGAUUUAACUAUUAAUAGCAUGGCAACUUUAAAGGACUUUAAAAAUAAGUUAUUAAUCUAUUAUAAAACAGCACUAGAUAAAUGUUAUGACGUUGACGAUCCACGAACAUGGAAAUCGGUUUGCUUAAAAUGCAACCAAGCUCGCGACCUGACAAGGCCGAUAACGUGUUGUUUUUAGAUUUAGUUUUCAGAAGUACCUUUUCACAUUGGUAUCUAUGAGGCCUAUUCAGGUUUUGCUGAAGGUUUAGGAUUGUGAGGGUUUCAAACGUCCUCUGACUCAGUCAGCUUCCAAAAAUGGAAGUGGUUCUGCGGGUCGCAAUGUGAAAAGUUGCAUCUGAUAGUUCGUUAGUAAUUGAUUCUUUCUAUGUACGUAUAUAGUGUAUUUGUCUAACAUUUAGGGAUCGCAGUAAUUGGCGCAAGCUGUUGCGAUUGCCCUGCCAGUUUUUUGUGUUAACGUUGUUUAAAUCUGGCAAAGUUAAUAAAUAAAUAAAUAAAAUAAAUAAACAAAAGUUACGCAACUGCCGUUUCUAUGGCAACAAUGACGUUUCAAGAUGGCGGAUAUUUUGGCUUUAAAGUAAUUUAACUCGUAAACGACAUCGGUGACCCCCAAAUUUUAUUUAAAAAAUUAUUUCUUUUAGUAUAAUCAAUUAUUUUGAACAAUUUAAAAAAAAUUCUGUGUAGCCGAAAUUUUUUAAAUUACGUAAAAGUGAUUAUUCAUAAUUUUUUUUUGGCUCCACAGAAUUUUUUUAAAUUGCCAAAAUAAUUGAUUAUACUAAGAGAAAUCAUUUUCUUAAUUAGAAUUUGGGGGUCACCGAUGUCGUUUACGAGUUAAAUUACUUUAAAGCCAAAAUAUCCGCCAUCUUGAAACGUCAUUGUUACAUAGAAAUAAUAGAUAUAGAAUGCGUACUUGAUCACGAAUCAUGUCUCCACUUCUUCUCAUGCGUGCCCUUAUAAAUCCGCCAUGUUUGAAUUUGACUAGGAGUGCAAACUACAAAGUAUAAACAAAGCUAAAACUACGUUUUCAUCGUCAAAACGUUUAUCUUGUUGUCUAAUUUGUAGUUUGGGGAUAGAUUUUGAGUUUUUUGAAGGCACAAACUGUCAAAGCAAAUGUGCAGUUACAAAAACGGUGAAAAUCGUGCAGCCUUGUAAACAAAGUAUUUUCGCCGGUUUCUCGAAAUUUACUCAUAAAACAUUUUUGCAUGCUUUGAACGUCACUAUACUAUCACUGCUUUGCUAAUAUCUUAUAAGAUUACAAAAUGAUAGUUCUUUCUUCGUUGGGUUUCGUUUUUCUUCGAUGUAAACGAAGGUUUUUUAUUUUUUUGAAACAAAAAUAUUUAGUUGUCGAUAGACUGUAAAUUGUCUAAAUAAUCGUCGAAAACUAUGGUUUCAAAAGCGUUGCCUCAAGCUCAAGCAACACAGAAACAUAUUAAAAGUAAUUGUGUAAGUUUAAAAAGAUUACUGAACUUCAUUUAUAUUAUAUUAUAUUAUAUUAUAUUAUAAAAAAGUUGAAAUAUUUAUAGAACAUACCUAUUGAGUUUGAGUUUGUCUUGAUCUUUCGGGUUUUGUUUUGGCUUGCACAACAACGUUGAAAAUUUAUUUUUAAACGAUGAUUUCUGUAUAUAUUCUGUUCAGAACUGUUGUUUUCCUAAAAAAGCCCACUUUUCACUUUUUUUUUCCCAUUUUAAGUCUCGAUAUAAAAAUUUUUGCAAACUUUGCAUUUGAAAAAACAAUUUAUUAUAUAAACAUAAGUGUUAUAUAGAGUUUUUGGCCACUGAGAAAAUUCGUAUUUAAACACACGUAAAAAAUACGAUAUUUUUACGUGUGAAAAUAUCACUUGUUGUAAAACGCAUUGCCACGGACGUUUUAUUGUUUUUCACUGAACUUUGUUUAUAUAAUAAACAGAAAAAUACAUGGUGCUUGGAAAUACCAGAUUUAUUUCUCGUGUUGAACAUGAUAUCUCACUCGUUCGCUGCGCUCACUCGUGAGAUAUCAUGUUCAACACUCGAAAUAAAUCUGGUAUUUCCGCGCACCCAUGUAUUAUUCUCUAUUUGCACUCUCUGCAACCGCGCGAAAUUCCCACUGAAAUUCCCUGCCGCCUGGGAGUCUGGGAACCAAAAUGCCCUUAUAAAUCCGCCAUUUUGUGGAGACAAAUGUUUCACUGAGAAAAGAUAGGAGUACGCAUUCUAUAUCUAUUAUUUCUAUGCAUUGUUACCAUAGGAAAGGCAGUUGCGUAACGUUUAUGCAAAAAUCCAAACUCUUUAGAUGUUGUUUUGUAUAAGUAAGGUACUUUUUGUUUAUCUACAAGUAAUAAUUGUCCAAAAAUACGUGAAUUUUUCAUUUUUUUAAAAACUGAAUUGAGCCACCUUAAGGUUAAGGUGGACAGAGUGUUAUAACUACGUAUACAGGCUCUUGUAUUUCCAGGUGAGCAAGAAACUCCCAGCAUGCCGCACACUAUGUGACAAGGUAUUUGGCAGUGGUGAUGUCUUCAUGGAGAAGUUCAUCCAGACAGCGAGACAUAUUGAGGUACAAGUGUUUGGCGAUGGCAAAGGCAAUGUUGUCCAUCUUGGCGAGAGAGAAUGCUCAAUUCAACGCAGGUACCAAAAGCUUAUCGAAGAGUGUCCUUCUCCAGCGCUUACAGAGGAGCAGCGUGACCAAGUGUGCGAGAUGGCAGUGCGCCUUUGCAAGUCAGUGAACUACCAAUCAGUCGGAACCGUCGAGUUUUUGUUUGAUGAUGUUCAGAAGCAGUUCUAUUUCCUCGAGGUCAACACUCGUCUGCAGGUAGAACACAGAGUAACCGAGCUUCGUUUGGGAAUUGAUUUAGUAGAGUUGAUGAUACGACAGGCCUACGAGGGAGUUGAUUUAACACAAAUGUCAGUUCAACCACAAGGGCAUGUGAUUGAGUGUCGCAUUAAUGCUGAGGAUCCUUCGAAGAACUUCACGCCAACAGCCGGGGUAGUUACCAAGGUCACGUUAUCGGAGGAAAGCGAGGGAUCAAAAGGAUGUCUGGUAGACACCUGGAUACGUCGUGGUAACAUAGUAACACCGAACUAUGACUCAUUGCUGGCGAAUAUUAUCCAAUGGGCACCCACUCGAGAACAAGCAAUACAAGCGAUGCUCAAUACAUUGAACACUACAAUUAUCGCUGGCCCUCCAAACAACCUUGGCUAUUUCAGGGAAUUUCUUAAGACGGAUCAGUUUGUCAAAGGAGAAACUUACACAAACAGCCUUGAGUGGUUUACAUACAGCCCCGCCUGCGUCGAGGUAAUCAGUCCAGGGUUAUUUACAACGAUACAAGACUGGCCUGGACGACAGGAUAGAGGGUUAUGGCGUAUUGGAGUCCCACCGAGUGGUCCAAUGGAUCAUCUAGCUAGCAGAGUGGCCAAUAGUCUUGUGAAUAACAAAGAGACGGACGCCGUGUUUGAAAUAACGCAAUGUGGUCCAACCUUAAAAUUUCACCUGGAUACAACCGUGGCUAUAACUGGAGCUUCGAUGGAGGUUGUCCUCGAUGGUCUGCUAAUCCAAAUGUGGCAGAGAGUCCUGGUUAAUGCUGGUAGUGUAUUAAAAAUUGGAAACCUCAGCAAUGACCUUGGGUCGCGAACCUAUCUUGCUGUUGCAGGUGGGUUAAACCUCCCGAAGUAUCUUGGAAGCCGGGCAACGUUUCCCAACGGUAAUUUUGGAGGAUAUCAAGGCAGGGCAUUGAAGGCUGGUGACAUGAUCCCUACUGGAGAUCCUGAAAACAAGACAGGGUAUGGUAUCUCGAACGAAACACUUCACAGGGGCGUUAGUGGGAUGGGAAGAAAGGAACUUGUGGAUAGCUUAAAUCCAGAGAGACCAUUUGAAAGUCUGAACAGAGAAACUCUCCGUAACAAUGAAGUCACUGACGACGUAGCAAUACCAGAAGAUGGAGUUAGCAGCAAUUCCUUUGUUCCCCAUAUCCUCCAGAAAAACGACCAACCAUUCAACCCUUUGCAUAUCACUGAACAGUACGGCACAAACUGGUCUAUUGGAGUUCUUCCUGGUCCACACGCCAAUCCCGAAUACUUAACUGAUGAAGACAUGGACAUGUUCUACGCGACACCAUGGCGAGUUCAUCAGAACUCCAACCGCUUGGGAAUUAGGCUAUCCGGUCCAGCCCCCAAAUGGGCGCGACAUAACGGCGGAGAAGGUGGGAGUCAUCCAUCAAACAUCCAUGAUUGUGAGUACGCAGUUGGUACGAUCAAUUUCACUGGCAAUAUGCCGAUAAUCAUAGGUCAGGAUGGACCAAGUCUUGGCGGGUUUGUCUGUCCGUGUACCAUUGUCCAGUCAGAGCUCUGGAAGAUUGGUCAAGUGAAAGCUGGGGAUACCAUCAGGUUCUGCAAGAUGACUAUAGAAGAAGCUAUCAAAUCAAGGCGAGAACAGAACGAGUUUAUUAAAACUUUACAAUGCUCUCACAAACUACCUGACAACUUUGGCGCAGAAUCCUACCCUGAAACGAAGCCAGUGCUACGUGUUAUUCCUGAGUUAGACACGCGCCCCCGAUUAGAGAUUCGCUUGGCUGGAGAUUCCUACAUCUUAAUCGAGUAUGGUCCAAUGGUUCUGGAUCUUAAUCUCCGGUUCCGCGUCCAUUUUUUGGAGGAAAAACUCCUAAGGAGUAACAUCACAGGUUUAGAAGAAACCGCUCCUGGUGUCCGAUCCCUUCAGCUGCGCUACAAUCCACUGGUUCUUCCGUUGUCGAUAUUACUCGAGAUUGUCACAAAAGCAGAUAAAGAGCUGCGAGAUAUUUCCGACCGUACGGUCCCAACGCGAAUUCUGGAUUUGCCAAUGUGUUUUAACUACAGUGGUGUAAACGAGGCGAUCGAGAAAUACAUCAAAUCAGUGCGCGCGCAUGCACCAUAUCUCCCGUCAAAUAUCGAGUAUGUUUUCAAAAAUAACGGGUUACGAGGAAUCGAUGCCGUCAAAGAGAGAGUAUUUUCCGCAUCGUACAUGUGUAUCGGCCUGGGAGAUGUCUACCUGGGAGCCUGCUGUGCCGUUCCAGUCAACCCCCUACAUCGUCUGGUAACCUCAAAGUACAACCCAGCCCGAACGUACACCCAGGAAGGUACAGUAGGUCUAGGGGGGUCCUACAUGUGUAUCUACCCAAUGAAUAGUCCAGGUGGCUAUCAGCUAAUAGGUCGCACCCUUCCGAUUUGGGAUACGUUUGGAAAUAGCAAUCCGAAGCUGUUCAGCGAAGGGAAACCGUGGAUGUUGCAGAUGUUCGAUCAGAUUCGUUUCUUUCCUGUUUCGGAGACACAGUUGGAUGCCAUGCGAUCGAAGUUUAAGUGUGGAACACUGGACCUUCAGAUUGAGGAGCAAGUGUUCAGUAUCGCCGAGUACAACAGGUUUGUGAUCAAUACUUUAUAUUGUUAUUACCAGUGCCCAUGUUCCCCCUAACACGAGAGCGGAGCCAGACAUUCGUUUGUCAAAUCUUGCGUUAAUUAUAUGACAUUUUAUAGAAAUCUUUGAUUUGUGAAAUCGCCCCCACAAUAUGUAUUCGAUUCUUAGAUGCUGCCCUAAUAGAUAUUAAGGCCAUGUUACACUGCAUGUUAUCCAAAAAGUAUAGUCGCAAUUAGGAGACUGUGCGCAUGACUCCGCCGACACUUUCUUUACAUUGUGUGGUGCCAGUUUCCACAUUUCGAAAUAGGAUUCGAAAGUCAUGUUAUAGGUGAUUUUUGCUUCAAGUGAACUUUGAAUAUACCUUAACUUCGACAAGUUAAUUUUAAGAAAAGGUUUCAUGCAGAAGCGUUCCGUAGAAUCUAUUAUAUCUCAUACACCGUAUAAAGAUUUGGGUUGCGGCACAGAGUACAGAGGUCCAACGCAUGGGACGAGUGCCUCCCGUAAGCCCACAGGCUAGGACCAUGGCAACAGCAUUGUGAUAGGGAAUCAUGGCGUGGCGGCGGUUACGAGGUUUUGGCUAAGUCGGACCUCUAUUUAUAUAAUAACCACAGUGAAACACGCAAUUUGAUUGGUCAAUAGCCGUGCAGGAUCAGACUUUAUAUAAUAACUACAGUGAAACACGCAAUUUGAUUGGUCAACAGCCGUGCAGGAUCAGACAAUCCUGCACGGGAAAUUCUGAACAGAAAUUCUUGCACAUAAUUUUACAAAUAUACUCGCAUUGUAAAGUUUCAUUUUUCACCUUUCGACUUUGAAGUAAGUUUGCAAUUAUUGAGACGUUGGUUUAGUUGUAUGAAUAAAUUUCUGAUCGAUACAUUGCUGUUCAGCAAGUAGCAAGGCGUAGCGUUGAAAUUCAUCAGACCAUGGCAGCCUAGACCUAGGCCUUCUAUUUUUAUUUAUAUAUUUUUAAUAUUCAGCGCUUUUUCACAUGAAAAGACUGGGACUAGGUAAUUUGGGGGCGAGGCGGAGGAAGGACACAAGCCUGACGCAAGCGAAAAAAUAGAAGGCCUAGUGGAUUUCCCAACAACAAGGCCAAAACUGCCCUGAAACUGCCCUGAUUGCGAAAUGCCGAAUUGUUGCGUUCUCAAACAGAAUUAUUUGCAACUUAACAGCGAAUUUAAACCGAUACAGGUAAAAUAAACUCAUUUAUAGUAUAAACUUACUAUUUUUAUUUGUAUACACGUCUAGAAAAUCGGGUUUUUAUCAUAAAGUUUGAAACAACACUAUUUAUAUAUGUUGACAAGGUGUAGCGAAACGGCACAAAAUAAUAAUUCUUUUAUUCGCAAGACAAUCUACUGUUUUGCUUUGAAUAACUAUAUUUGCGAAUUGGGAAUGAGGAAUUUGAAAUUAGUGUUCAAAUAUUGCAGAUAUACCAUUUGUAUAAACAAUGUACGUUUUUAUAUACAGUACUGUACGGGCUAAUAAUAUAUGUAUCCGUUUUAUUUUGUAUGAUAUUUUACAAACACAAGACUGCUUCUUGCCAAAAUUGAGAAAAUACAUAUUAAUGUACUUGUGUAUAAGACAAAAUUUCAUGAAAGAUUCUACUUUUGGUAUAUAUUUUGACUCAUUUUGUUCUUUCGCUACACCUUGUCAACAUAUUAAAUAAUAGUGUUGCUUCGAACUUUAUGCCGAUAAAAAACCGAUUUUCAAUAAAAAAACGAUUUUUCGAUACAAAUAAAAAUAGUAAGUUUAUACUAUAAAUGAGUUACUAUAUAUUUUACCUGUAUCGGUUUAAAUUCGCCGUUAAGUUGCAAAUAAUUCUGUUUGAGAACGCAAUAAUUGGGCAUUUCGCAACCAGGGCAGUUUCAGGGCAGUUUUGGCCUUGUUGUUGGGAAAUCCACUAGGCCUUCUAGGCUUGCUUCCUCCGCCCCGUCCCCAAAUCACCUAGUCCCAGUCUUUUCAUGUGAAAAAGCGCUGAAUAUUAAAAAAUAUAAAUAAGACUAGAAGGCCUAGGUCUAGGCUGAGACCAUGGCAAGUACAAGUGUACAACAUCUCUCGCUUCAAAGUUCAAACGCUUCGCAAUCUUCAAGUAUUCAGGUGGAGAAUCUUCAUAACUACUUUGGCUUUCUGUUUAGCUGGUUUUCCAUUUCAAAUUUCGUAUAUUUUAUAGAAAGACUCUGUAUUUUCGCUGUAUAUUUUCGCGAAUUUGCGAUCAAAUUCUGUUCAAAUUUGUUGUUGUUUUCAAUAGCGUGGAGUAGCGACUCUCCGAUUGGUUAAUUCACGAUUGUUGUGAGAACUGCACAUUUCAUCAGUAAUUUUAAUCAAGUUAACCGUCGUUUCACUGUAGUAAUUUUAUAAAACAAUUACCAAAUGGUUUUCCCGUGCAGGAUAGCAUGAUCCAUGCACUUGGAUGGUGCUCGACUUUCGGAAAGCGUAAAAAUACACUCGCCUACGGCUCGUGUAUUUUCACGCUUUCCGAAAGUCUCGCAACAUCCCGCGUGCAUGGAUCACGCAAUCCUGCCCGGAAAACCAUUCGGUAUUCCUUUAAUCCUGCACGAGGAAUUAAAAUGCCUUCGCGGGAUUCUCAAAAUGUCAUUGUUUCACUGUAGUUAUUUUAUAAAACAAUUACCAAAUUGUUUCCAAGCAGGAUAGCGUGAUCCAUGCACUUGGGAUGUUGCUCGACUUUCGGAAAGCGUAAAAAUACACUCGCCUGCGGCUCUCGAGUAUUUUUACGCUUUCCAAAAGUCUCGCGACAUCCAUCGUGCAUGGAUCACGCAAUCCUGCACGGAAAACCAUUCCUUUAAUCGUGUAUAAUCUGUGCAGCAACCCUCACCCGCAUAUAUCGUCCCACGAUAGUAAAAGUUUUGUACACUUUUUAAAAGAAUUUUAUCACAAGAAUGUUGUUCGAGUAUCAAAGUUUUCUCUGUAAUAAUUUUCACAUCUAUAUUUUGGAUGCGAAGUAAGCAUGUUUCAGCAAAAUUCCUGCAGGGUCCGGUUGUAUGCAAGUCGGAUAGCAUUAUCCACCGGAUCACUAUAUAGUGAUUUUGCAACCGAUGUAAACAUUAUUAAAAAGUGACAAAACUACGGAUAUGGACCACGCAAUUAGUAAAACGAAACUUUAUCCCCGAGCCGACGGCGCGAAGCGCCGUGGGAGGGUACUAAUUCCCCCCGGCUAUUUACACCCGGGGAAACGAAAGCAUUAGCGAAGUCUAAAGUUAAUCAAUUAUCGCGGGCGUGGGUGACCAACGAUGGGUGGUCAUCCUCACUGAUCUCAAAAAUAUGGCGGACUGUCAUGAAUAGCGGCCACUGAUUGGUCCAAUUUAAAGUUUGCAUUAUAACGACUGCAUGACGACAGCGAAAUAGCAAACAUUUCUUGAUUUGAUGAUUGAUAAAUUUCUUGCAAAUAUAUUUCAUUUUUGCUCGCAUUUUUGCAAGAUUUUGUAAAUUUCAAAAGCUUUCUCAUAAUGAAAGGUAAAAGAAGGGAGCCGACGUUAACGAAGGUGAAUUUGUUUUAAAUAUUGAUUUUAUAAUGGAUUUAAAACCCGACGGCCUUUGCGUAAAACAACUAAACAAAACAGCAUAUAAUUUCAGUGUAUCUUUAAUAUUGAUUCCCUUUUUUAUUAUAUUGAAUUUUUAAAUAAAAAAGAAAGCAAAGUUAUUUGCAUGCGAGAAUUUGAAAUCAUUUUAUUGCAAACUCAAAGUUUAUCGAUAAAGCCAUUUAAUUUAUAAAGGCAGUUUAGUUUUAUAUUAAAGAACACUUUAAAACGUUUUGCGAAGCGUUUGAAUUUUACCUUAAAUCGAAGCUUAUAUUACGUAUAAUAACAUACCUAACAUAUAUACGUUGGGAAAUUGAUAAUUUUGUAAUUAAAAGUGAUAUUUUUUGGCGAUUUUUCAUUUGUAAGAAUAUUCUUAAAAAAUUAUCGUGUUACCAUGACAACUACUUUAGAUACUUCAUGUUCGGAAAAUACAAUGGUUUUGUCAGCAAGGCGAGGGUUUCUGCAUGCAUGUAUUUUCUAGUUUUAUAAAUACCGAAGUUUAAUUAAUCUAGGUUAUAACAAUAAAAGGACAAUUUUAGAAUGCAAGAAAAAAAUCACUACCCGGUGGUACAACCGGCCCCAGGGUUGAGGAUUUAUCCCAGCAUGAGCUCGACCUUUGAAUUUACUAAUGCAAUAAAUUCGCGACGCAUGUUGAACUCUAACCCUAAUCAAACCCUGACUCUAACCCUAAUCUAAUCUUAACCUGACCCUAAUCUAUAUAACCCUAAUAUAAACUUGACGGUCUUUUUUUAAAUUAUUAUACAACCGGCCCCCGAAGUGCAACCCUAGCUUUGGUCCUUACCGAGUUUUUCUUUUGGUUUUGUGAUAGGUUCGUGAAUGCAAUGUCGGACGAAAUUACGAGUUAUCGUGCUGCGCAAAUAAAAGCGGUCAACACAAUGUUAAAAGAGGAAGAGAAAAGCCUAAUGUUGCUAGCAACAGAUGACGAAUGGAACAAAGAGCUAACAACACCCACCCAUCAACCUCAGACCAUCAUCCCAGAAGGAUCGGUUGGUAUAUACUCCCCGGUGACAGGUAGAAUAUGGGGAAUAGCUGUGUCAAAGGGAGAAUUGGUGAAGGAACGCCAAAUAGUAGCCAGUGUCGAAGCAAUGAAGAUGGAGUGUUCAUGUUAUUGCCCUGUUUCAGGAACUGUCACUCGCAUUCUUGUAAUUGGCAGACAGCUUGUCCACCAGGGAGAUUUGAUCAUGAUUAUUAUUAAUGUAAUGGAAAGCGGAGAAGAUUGUUUAGACUGCUAG